Molecule: messenger RNA, 633 nt
Organism: Homalodisca vitripennis (glassy-winged sharpshooter)
Lineage: Eukaryota; Metazoa; Arthropoda; Insecta; Hemiptera; Cicadellidae
Exons: 6
Coding region: 1-510 (169 amino acids)
Source: RefSeq, a predicted model, not a curated record
AUGCGGAAUGUGUUGUGCAGCACGUUCCUCAUCUCCCUCAGCGAGUUUGGAGCAAUCUUGACGUCAACUGGUCACAAGUCCCUAUCAGCUGCAAAGGUAGUAGUCAGGUGGAAGCGGAUCAACUUCACGAAGAGGUUACCUGCAAUGUCCUACAUGCAGAGAGACCUUAUAGAAAUUGGUUUGCUGACCUUUACAGAGAGAUUACAACGGUUAGUGGACGUAAACUCUGUCAUAGACUAUGAUUCGGAGUUUCACCAUCUCAUCGAUAAGGGACCAAGAGGAUCAGCCUGGUACCCCUUCUAUAAGUAUACAGGUUUACUUUACGUUCUCAAUGGGAGGAACUUCAGUACCUGUGAUGCGGUCUAUGUGGCAGGAGGUCGCCCCACUUACACAAAUACACACACUACACAUACACUAGCGUUUCUGCUUUUGCACACUGGGGACUCGUAUCGAUGGUGUUCGUUUAUGUGUCGUAACAAUUGUGACGUGUGCACGUGUGUGCUCGUGUGAGUGUUCCCUUUCGUCUCCACUUACUUCUAGAAACCAAGGGAAUUCGGAAGGUUAGACUGCAUUGCAAAGGUGAAUGUAACCAUUUCCAAGCAUACUUUAAGAUUAAACGUAUACUAAAAUGUA